UUGAAGGGAAAUUUCUAGAGUCAAGCAAGAGUCUUUUGUGUUCAAGUUGGGUGUUAUAAUUGUUGGGUUCUUUGAGAAAUUAAGCGGGUGAGGAGAUACAGAAGCUAGAGAGAGAAAAAUGAUACUGGUGGCGGGUCUGGCUGAGCUGAUGGAGGAGUAUACGUUUUUGUUGGCAAGGGUUUUGGAGCAUUUGUUCCAUUCUGCUCCUUUUCCGAGGCGGGUUCGGUUUCUCAUCCUCCGAAGUCUUCCCUUUGUUUCUUCCUACCCUCUUCCUCCUCCUCCUCCUCUGAUAGGAGCCCCUGCUGCUGCUUAAUGUUUCAAGGAUAGGGCUUUUUGUGUUUAGCAUGUAAGGGUUCAUUGGUUAAUUUUUUUUUUCUCUGUUUUUUUAAAGAAUUCUGAUGCGGUGAAUGUUCUGUACAAAUUUGGAAUUUUUCUUCUCCUCCCUUAACAAAGUUGGUUGCUUUUGAUUAAUUUGAUGGAUGUUAUGGCCA
Molecule: messenger RNA, 491 nt
Organism: Prunus persica (peach)
Lineage: Eukaryota; Viridiplantae; Streptophyta; Magnoliopsida; Rosales; Rosaceae
Exons: 1
Coding region: 119-313 (64 amino acids)
Source: RefSeq, a predicted model, not a curated record